CAAUUAUAUAAAAUACGCGAGAGUUUGCGGGUGCUCUGACGCUGAACCACCGGUGCAAAAAGGAUGACUCGACACCGCAUAUCUGGAUCACAAAGUAUCAUCUACCUUGCCUCGACUUUUGCCGCAGCUCUCGCUAUGUGCAACGAUCCGGAUGCCAUUGCACCGAGCAAAAAUAUCAGCAUCGACAUUUCAAUUUCAAGACCCGAGAGCAGGUCCUCGGGAACUGCUUGCUCCAUUCACUUUCUUGGCAAUGAGCUUCAAACGAGACCUGUUGGAUGCUGCGUUAUUUGCCAAGGAUUAAAUCGAACGCUACCAGAUAAAACUCCUUGCUACGCCCUCCGUGCGGAAGAUGCUGAAAGGAUAGAAUCAUCCGCACAUCGAAGAUGCCCUCUCGGACUGUGUGAAAAUGGGGUGUGUUUGCCAACCGGGAAAUAUGAACUUUGUGCAAGUAAACUGAUCUAGAAUGCAACGUGA
Dermacentor albipictus is the source of this 474-nucleotide messenger RNA. RefSeq names its product evasin P1180-like. Gene Ontology annotation, biological process: negative regulation of chemokine activity. NCBI's taxonomy places the organism in Eukaryota, Metazoa, Arthropoda, Arachnida, Ixodida, Ixodidae. Gene Ontology annotation, molecular function: C-C chemokine binding. The record is from RefSeq and is a predicted model, not a curated record.